Messenger RNA from Ipomoea nil (Japanese morning glory), 1086 nucleotides. RefSeq lists its product as uncharacterized. The transcript has a single exon. NCBI's taxonomy places the organism in Eukaryota, Viridiplantae, Streptophyta, Magnoliopsida, Solanales, Convolvulaceae. Gene Ontology annotation, molecular function: nucleic acid binding; zinc ion binding. The coding region runs from base 1 to 1086 and encodes 361 amino acids. The record is from RefSeq and is a predicted model, not a curated record.
AUGCCUCCCCGUCAGCGUGCACGUACACCGGAGACCCCGACGAACGAACAGCUUGCCCAGAACCUACACCAGCUGACGCAGACUAUGGACACCCUUAGUGAGGCCUUGUUGCACAACAACCAUCCCGUGCCACCUCCGCAGCCUGCCGGGCAUAGGGAUAUAGGGCGUCUUGUGUCGAGCCAUAGACCUCCGACGUUCGCGGGCGAGGAAGACCCCGUUGUUCUCGAAGAGUGGGUAAGGACGUUUGGUAAGAUCUUUUCGGUUGUUGGAUGCCCAGAGGAGCGAAGAGUAGAGCUUGCGACGUUCUACUUCAGCCACGAGGCCGACUUGUGGUGGGUGCACGAGAGCCCAGCUUGCCUUGAGGAGCCUGGCUUUGAUUGGUUUUCCCUGAAGGAUCGGAUGCGUGAGAGGUUUUAUCCGGCAUAUGUGCGAGCCGUGAUGUACGAGGAAUUCCUUCAUCUUCAACAAGGAUCUUCAUCGGUGGUUGAGUACCACAAGAAGUUUCUUGAGCUCGCCAAAGUUGAGAAGUUCGUAGCUGGUUUGAACUACGGGGCACGAAAGGCCCUAACCGUGAGUAGUCCGAGCUCCUUGAAGGAAGCAUACCUGAGUGCUGCGGAUUUGUAUCGUGUUCAGCAGCUGCAGCGAGGGUCUUAUGAGCUUGCAAGAAAGAGGACCGAGAGUGGAGGUUCUUCCAACUUCAAGAGGCCCAAGCCGAGCUUCCAAGCCAAGAAUACAUUGCCUCCAACCCAAGGAUCAAAUAAAGUGGAGCAUGGAAAUCAAGUCAAGACGUUUGCUUGCCGUAUAUUUGGGAAGGUGCAUGCAGGACAGAGUUGCAAUGGCUUCGUGUCAAGAUGUUUCCGUUGUGGAGAGAAGGGACACAAGAUCGCCGAGUGCCCUCAGCAAGUCAAUCAAAGGGCGGUGCCCAGGAUCCGGAGGAGCAGCAUGAAAGGUAGCUCGAGUCGUGGAGCAUCCGGGGCCAGACCGUUGAGAAGAGUCUUCUUGAUGGGGCGUUCGCAGGCGGAGGCCGAGGGCUUAGUUGAGGAGGAGUUAGCAGGUAACCCUUUCCUAGCCUACCCUUGUCUUUAG